AUGUCUUCUGAAACAGCGCCAACCACUCUGGCAAGACAACUACUCUCAAAAGACCAUGUGGUUGCGGAGGCGGAUGGACCCAUUUUGAUGGUAUGGGGGUGCAACGUGGUGAAUGAAUGGGAAUUUGUAUCCUCACCUUUAUGUCAUCUUCACCCUAAGAUAAACUACUGGAUAGCUGAGGAUCCCUCCUCUAAUCACACAGGCUACUAUGAACCGGUGACUGAGGAGAUCUUGGAUAAGAGCCCUGUGGUCCCUUGCAGACCCAGUAUGGGAAAGCCUAUUAAAAGAAGAAAUCGCAGAGUCCUCGGGUCUCGGCCAUAUAAAAAUUAUUCAGAGGAGAUGCUGCACCUCGCAGUAGAAAAUGCUAAAGAAAAUGGAAUGUCCUCUAGAACAGCCGAAAAAACAUUUGGUAUACCUAGGCGCACCAUCCUAAACAAAGUGAAAGAGUGCCAUAACAAAAAUGUUGGAACUCCUACUCGACUCUCUUUCCAAGAGGAAAAGAGUAUUGUUCAAGCAUUGAUUGCAGCCGGCGAAUAUGGUUGCCCACUAACGAAGCUUGAUUUACGUUUGACUGUUUUCGAAUAUCUGAAAAAAAAUAAUCGUGAAAAUUUAUUUCAUGGAAAACCACCAGACAAAGACUGGGUUACAAGUUUUCUUCGGCAUGCAGAGGGUUUGAGUGGUAAAAAAGUAGUCAUAUGUGACAACUUGUCCAGUCACUUAAGUUUAGGCGUCACUGAGUUAUGUCAGGAUCACAACACAUAUUUUGUGUUUAUUCCUCCUAAUUCUACACAUCUCACCCAACCCCUUGAUGUGGCUUUUUUUGCGCCCCUUAAAAAGGCCUGGCGCAAGAUCUUAUUACAGUACAAAAUGGAAAACCCAAAUCAAAAGGCAAUCAACAAAAACUACUUCCCAAAAUUGCUUACGCAAUUGAUUAAAACAAUUGAAAUGAACGAGGUACAAAACAUAAAAAGCGGCUUUAGAGCCACUGGGAUAUACCCUUUUAAUCCACGUGAAGUUUUGAAAAGAAUCCCAGAAUGUGCCGAAGAAAUGGGCAAUGCUCAUAAUAUUGACAGUGCUUUAUUAGAAUAUUUAAAAACUACCAGACAGUCUAAACCAUUGACAUCAGAUAGGAACAGGAAAGUCGUGAUUGAACCUGGAAAAUCUGUUACAGUUGAUGAUAUUCAAAACCGGACUAAAGACACUAAGAAACGUCCCGCAAAAAACAAAUCUGCUCUAAUAAAAAGUACCGCUGUUCAAAAAGCUAAAAACCAGAUAUUGAACGAUACACCUUCAACGGCAAGUGUCGGCAAAGAGAAUAAAAUUUUAGAUCAAUUCAAAGACGAACUAUAA
Parnassius apollo (apollo) is the source of this 1350-nucleotide messenger RNA. Lineage: Eukaryota; Metazoa; Arthropoda; Insecta; Lepidoptera; Papilionidae. The record is from the annotation of a GenBank genome assembly.